Molecule: messenger RNA, 1014 nt
Organism: Rotaria sp. Silwood1
Lineage: Eukaryota; Metazoa; Rotifera; Eurotatoria; Philodinida; Philodinidae
Source: the annotation of a GenBank genome assembly
ACUUAAAUACAUCAUGCUCCCUAUAGUCCCUAAUCGGCGGUUUUUUUUUGUUUUUUAUUGAGUGAAAAUAGGUCGAAUGGUAAAAUGUAUAUUGUUCAUUGGGUUUCUUCUGUUAGAAACUGAUAAUACACUUAUGAAUUAUCUGAUAUUCGAAAAUUUUCUGAUGUAUGAUUGGUUGACAAAAGAUCUAGAAUGAUUGAAAAAGUUAUGAUUUAAAUUUGUGAAAUGUAAACUUUGUAUCAAAUAAUCCUCUUAAAUAUGUGUACGUGAUACAUGCAUAUAUAUUUAUAAAAUAUGUGAUCAGCAAAGCGUGCUUUUUUUUGACUGGAAUAAAGGAAGUGAAUAGAGUGUAGCUUUCGCGCGAAAAGUAAAACACGAUAUGAAUAAUUUUUCGUGGACUCUUCAAAGUAAGGAAUAUUUUCGAACGGAAUAUAGAUAUGAUUCUUUACAUGCCUGUGGAUAUAGCUUUUAUUGUCAUCAUUAACACCCAUACACAUUCACAUUCUAUAAUUGCAUUACAAAGUGUAUAUAUAUCUAUUUUUUAUUAUUUAUCUUCUACUUACAGUAACAGCUUUUGACUCAAAAGUUUAUUAUCGUUUUACAACAUUAUGGCAAGGUGAUGAUAAAUCUCUUUCUAUUAUUAAUGAUGGUAUAAAUAAUAAUCAACUUAUACUUGAUACAACUGAUAAUAAUAGUGGACAACAGUGGAAGAUUACUUUAAUUGGUAAUGGAUAUCAUCGCUUGACAACACUGUGGCGGGGCGAUGGUAAAUCGCUUGAUAUUGUCGAUGAUGAUAUAAACGAUGCUCAACCUAUACUCGCUACGACUAGUAAUAGUAGUGGUCAAUACUGGAAGAUUACUUUACUCGAUAAUGGAUAUUAUCGCUUGACAACAUUACGGCAAGGUGAUGGUAAAUCUCUUGAUAUUAUUAAUGAUGGUAUAAAUAAUAAUAAACCAAUACUUGCUACAACUGGUUCUUUUCAAGGACAAUAUUGGAAAAUAACAGAACUGUAA